AUGGCCAUGGCAGAUAUCGGUCUAUAUUUGCAAGUCUGUUCGUGGGUUUUGGCUCGCGAUGGGUAUGAAAAUGCAGCGUUACAUCCAAAACUGGACGCAAAAGUGGACGUGCAUGUUGGAAACGGGCAAGGAUGCGCUGAUCCCACACAGGAGUUAUGGAUGGACCGUGUGUGGGCAGACAGAUGUGUCCUUCUUCUGAAUGAAGCUCCACAUAGCUCCUCUGGGCACAGGAAUGGUCUUUCACCUGAAUGGAUAAGAAGAUGCACCCGCAAAUGGGCGGGCUUUGCAAACUUUUGGUUGCAAUUUUCAUGGGUGCAACAGAACCUUGCCUUUGGAGAAACUUUCAAUUGGACGGUGCCAUCUUGGCGGUCGCCCAUCGCUAAAAUAAAAUUUAAUUUCCAAAGUUUCAUGGCAGGUUCAUCGCCUUGUAAGGCGGCUUUGGCUCGUUUCUCGCAUGUCAAUAUGUCUGCGAAAGCCAUAAAAGCAAGAACAUUGGUAUCCGGAGAUUUACACAGGCUAAUCCGUGGAGACUUCUGCAGCCUCCAUGGCGGCCAAGGGCAUUCCGAUGCCUGGGCCUAUAAGCCAAGUGGGAUGAAUCAUAAUCACGGGAAAAAAAACAUUAGCCAACUAUUUCGCCUGUCUCGGUUUGCAGUCACACAAAAAUGCCAUAGAAAGAAUCUGAAGCGGUUGGGCCUUCAAUAA
This is a messenger RNA of Mitosporidium daphniae, 702 nucleotides long. RefSeq lists its product as uncharacterized. NCBI's taxonomy places the organism in Eukaryota, Fungi, Microsporidia. The record is from RefSeq and is a predicted model, not a curated record. The transcript is spliced from 2 exons. The coding region runs from base 1 to 702 and encodes 233 amino acids.